AAUUUCAUUUCAUUCAUUCACUCACUUUCACAACAAUCGCUGUUCCUUUCUGAUCAUAUCGCCGUUUUCUUAAUUUCAUUCAUCGCUGACCCAACAAUCGCUGUUCCUUCUUUCAUCGCCAUUUUAAUUGAAGUUCGUGAGAGAGACGCAAUCGAUCAAUUGAAGUUCCUUACUUGGUUCAUCGCUCACUGAUCCAUUGCUUUCAUUUCAUUCCAUUCAACAAUCAAUUUGGUAAAGUUUUCUUCUUUCUUUAAUUUCUUCUUUUCUUUCUUUCUUUAAUUUCAUCGAUUACUUAUGCAAUUUGUUUAUUCAUUGUUGAUUUUCAGACUCAUUCUUCCUUCUACUUUCUACCCUCUUCACUCACUCACUCUUACUUCCAUUAUUAUUCAUUACAAUCCAUUCAUUCAUUCAUUCAUUAUUCCAUUUCAUUCAUUCAUUCAUUCAUCGCAAAUAUGAACCUUUUCACUACUAACAAUCCAUCAUUCCCCGCUGGGCUUAGAGUACUUGCAGUCGAUCAUGACACCUACGAUUUCUACACUAUUCACCACAUUUGCAAUCAAUUACACUAUCAAGUUACAUCAUGCUCUACCAUUUCUCAAGCAAAGCAGCUCUUGUCGACAUCACAUUUCGACAUCAUACUCGUCGAAACUCAUAUUCCACAGCAAGAUACUUAUGCAUUUGUUCAACAAGUGACUUCACAUUUGAAAAUUCCGGUGAUUAUGAUGUCGCUUGAUAACCGAACCUGUUCUGUUAUGGAUUCCAUUUCCAACGGGGCUUGUAGUUACUGGGCCAAACCACUGGAUGAAAAUCUAUUCAAAAAUAUGUGGCAACAUGUCGUGCGGCAACAUCUAGUGCAAAAGGAAAGCGAGGCUAAAGGGGUUAAAAAGCGAGGAAGAGAACAUCUAGUGCAAAAGGAAAGCGAGGCUAAAGGGCUUAAAAAGCGAGGAAGAGAUGAUGAGGUUCAUGUUUCUAAACAACCUCCGGCAAAGAAAGCUCGUUUCUCUUGGACAGAUGAUUUGCACCAAAAAUUUGUGUCGGCCGUGAAUCAUCUUGGGAUUAAAAAAGCAAAGCCUAAAAAAGUUCUGAAGAUCAUGGAUUGUCCUGGCUUGGAAUUACAGCAUGUAGCUAGUCAUUUGCAGAAAUAUAAAAUGUAUUUAGAUGGUGGGAUAAAAAAUUCAAAGAUGAAUCAGAAGAACAAUGAAACACAAGCACAGGAUCAAGAAAUUGAUGAAACCGAAGUAUUUUUUAGCUUGACUGAUUUUUUCCCCGAUCUUAACGAUGAUGAUAUACACAAUAACAACUAUGCUGUUUCAGCUGAGAGCAUUGAUUCCCCUAGCACCUCUCUUCCACAGCUUGGGCAAUAUUCAAUGACACCACCUGAUCAAUGUGACGAUUCCGACAUAUUUUCUAAUUUGACCGAUUUAUUCCCCAAUCUUAACAAUGAGAUACACAAUGGGAUGUGGUGACUAUAAAGAAGGCAACAUUGAAUAUCUCAUUCCACCUUCACGACAUUUGUUUCUAUUUUAGUCAUAGUUAGUAUAUCAAUUAAGCUUUAGGCUUAUGUUUUGUAACAAGGGCACUAUUAUAAAAGGCCCAUUUCUGUGUUUUGUUCAUAUUGAAUCAAUAAAAAUAUUUUUUUUU
Molecule: messenger RNA, 1641 nt
Organism: Trifolium pratense (red clover)
Lineage: Eukaryota; Viridiplantae; Streptophyta; Magnoliopsida; Fabales; Fabaceae
Product: two-component response regulator ARR14-like
Exons: 5
Coding region: 453-1466 (337 amino acids)
Biological process (GO): phosphorelay signal transduction system; cytokinin-activated signaling pathway
Molecular function (GO): DNA binding
Source: RefSeq, a predicted model, not a curated record